Elephantulus edwardii (Cape elephant shrew) is the source of this 597-nucleotide messenger RNA. RefSeq names its product colony stimulating factor 3 (granulocyte) (gene CSF3). Gene Ontology annotation, molecular function: growth factor activity; cytokine activity. Lineage: Eukaryota; Metazoa; Chordata; Mammalia; Macroscelidea; Macroscelididae. Gene Ontology annotation, biological process: positive regulation of cell population proliferation; positive regulation of myeloid cell differentiation; immune response. The coding region runs from base 10 to 597 and encodes 195 amino acids. The record is from RefSeq and is a predicted model, not a curated record. The transcript has 5 exons. Gene Ontology annotation, cellular component: extracellular region.
CAGAGCCCUAUGAAGCUGUUGGCCUUGCUGCUCGUGCUCUGGCACAGUGCACUCUGGACAGUGCAAGAAGCCAGCCCCCUGGGCCCUGCCCACUCCCUGCCCCUGAGCUUCCUGCUCAAGUGCUUGGAGCAAGUGAGGAAGAUCCAGGCCGAUGGAGCUUUGCUGCAGGAAAGCCUGUGUGCUGCCCACAAGCUGUGCCACCCUGAGGAGCUCCUGCUGCUCGGGCACAUUCUGGGCAUCUCCCAGGCUCCCCUGCACAGCUGCUCCAGCCAGGCCCUGAAGGUGAUGGACUGCCUGAGCCAAGUCCACAGCGGCCUCUUCCUCUACCAGGGCCUCCUGCAGGCCCUUGCUGGGAUUUCCCCUGAGGUCACCCCCUCCUUGGUCCUGUUGCAGUUGGAUGUUGCUGAUUUUGCUGCUAACAUCAGGCAGCAGAUGGAAGACUUGGGGGUAGCUCCAGCGGGGCAGCCCACCCAGGGCCCCAUGCCAACCUUCACCUCUGCCUUCCAGCGCCGGGCAGGAGGGGUGCUUGUUGUUGCCAACCUACAGAGCUUCCUGGAGCAGACGUACCGGGCUUUGCGCUUCCUCACCCAACCCUGA